Molecule: messenger RNA, 1152 nt
Organism: Zingiber officinale
Lineage: Eukaryota; Viridiplantae; Streptophyta; Magnoliopsida; Zingiberales; Zingiberaceae
Product: transcription factor TEOSINTE BRANCHED 1-like
Exons: 1
Coding region: 1-936 (311 amino acids)
Biological process (GO): regulation of secondary shoot formation
Cellular component (GO): nucleus
Molecular function (GO): DNA-binding transcription factor activity; sequence-specific DNA binding
Source: RefSeq, a predicted model, not a curated record
AUGCUGCCUUUUGAUCACGAUCGGCAACUGGAGCUAAACCCUAAUUUGCUUCCGAGCUUCUCCUACUUCCCUUCUAGUACUGUUCCUGCUUUUUACGGUACUACCGCAGCUGGCUUCGACGGCCGGAUCGUCUUCGGUUCGGCUGCCGUCGCGAAUGCAAGUGCAAGUGUUCUUCCUGCUGCUGCGGCAGCUGCUGGUGCCGAGGGCUCGAGGAGAUCAGAGGAUAAGAGAUCAGUUCAGAAAGGUACGAGAAAGGGGAGGCACAGCAAGAUAUGCACGGCGAAGGGGCCGAGGGACCGCAGGAUGCGGCUUUCGAUCGACGUGGCGAGGAACUUCUUCCGGCUUCAGGACAUGCUCGGGUUCGACAAGGCCAGCAAGACGGUGCAAUGGCUCCUCACCAUGUCCAAAGCGGCCAUUAAAGAACUCGCCUUCGUUUCCUCAUCCAAGAACGGGACAUGUUCGGGCAACCAGAGCCUGAGGAGCACUGGAUCAUCAACAGCCUUACCUCGCGAUGAUGCCUCCGGGUCUAGGAAAGCUACCAAGUCGUCGUCCAAGACGAAAUCAAAGAAAGAAGCCAUAAAGCCCGCGAAGAAGACCGAGCUCCACUCGGCGCAGGCCAAAGAACUGCGAGCGAAGGCGCGGGAGAGGGCGAGGGAGAGGACCAGCGUGAAGCGAAGGAUGCUGUCUUCUUCCUUCCCGAUCGCCCUGGAUCCCACUAGGGUCGACGUGAGCUCGUUCGAUUUGAAGACUCUACUCGAUCAGUUUGCUGAUCAAGAGGUGCAAGGGGACCUUCGUGUGCCACCGCCCAACCAUUCGAGCGAGGAAGGCCCCAUCUUCGGCAAUGGUCCGGCCACCAUGGCAGAAAUGAACUUCGCCAGCUACAUCUUUGAAGAACAGUGGGAGAUGGAAACCCUUUCCUUGUACUCAAGAUCAUAGAAUAAUCGAUAUCGUCCCAAUCAGUAAUAUUAUCAAACUUAUUGCCUUAUGAUUCUAGUGCUCUUAUAAUCUAGUUUGCUAGCUAGUUUAUCAGUGUGCUUAAUUUUCAUUUUUAAUAUGAUCAUGCCUACUGUAAACUUGAUGUGACUAGGCAUCUGGCUAAAUGUUUGUGAUAUAAAGAAGAAACUAAUUGUUGAUUUGUAGCUUAAACUUCAA